AUGAAGCGCAUAGAACCCAUUCUCGAGAAACUCAAGAGGAGUGGCCGAAGGCGCUUCAGCGAACUGCUUCGUAGAUUGGAUGCCUUCGCCGACGAAAUCGUAAACGGUGCGAGUUCUGAUUCUCCCGACCAGUCGCCGCUUUAUCCCGUGGAGGCGAACGAGGACGAAGAGAACGUCGGCGAGGGUCUAGUUCUUGCGCGAUGUCUUAUGAGGCGGGAAGGCGACAUGUUGUGCGCACACUCAGAGGCUGGGCAUCAGCAGCCCAACAUUCACGUCCGGGGUCGACCACGUGUCAAGCCGCCGACAAUAAGGACGUUUACAGCCAGACGUGGUUCACACUACACUGCUGUAAACUAG
Molecule: messenger RNA, 357 nt
Organism: Spirometra erinaceieuropaei
Lineage: Eukaryota; Metazoa; Platyhelminthes; Cestoda; Diphyllobothriidea; Diphyllobothriidae
Source: the annotation of a GenBank genome assembly